Messenger RNA from Fraxinus pennsylvanica, 537 nucleotides. Lineage: Eukaryota; Viridiplantae; Streptophyta; Magnoliopsida; Lamiales; Oleaceae. The record is from the annotation of a GenBank genome assembly.
AUGGUUCUCAGAAGCUGUCAUGCUAUCCAGGAUUUGGUCCACACACACAACUUCACUAGACAAACCUCAAAGCUUGGCAUACCUUCUUAUAGAAAGAGUUCUAGGUCAAGAAGACAAGAUUGGAGAAUAGCGAUGACUUUCGACACUAAUGGAUUUACUGCCAAUGAUAACCAAGAUAGCCUCAAUGAAGACAACUCUGGUCUUGGUGGAACUCGUUUGGGCAGGAUAGUAGGUGCUGGUGGUAGGCAGCUGUUGAGUAAACUGAAUUCAGCUCGGAAGAAUUUUCCCAUGAAGGUAUUUCUUCUCCUCUUAGGAUUUUACACAGCAAAUGCCUUGGCUACGAUUCUUGGGCAGACGGGAGACUGGGAUGUAUUGGUAGCUGGAGUGGUUGUUGCUGCUAUAGAGGGUAUUGGUAUGCUAAUGUAUGGAAAACCCAUCUUUACGGGGAGGCUACAGUCUCUUGUUGUGAUGGUGAACUAUUGGAAAGCUGGGGUUUGCUUAGGACUCUUUGUUGAUGCUUUCAAAUUAGGCAGUUGA